Messenger RNA from Ceraceosorus guamensis, 1107 nucleotides. Its product is annotated as NADH-ubiquinone oxidoreductase 20 kDa subunit. The record is from RefSeq and is a predicted model, not a curated record. The transcript is spliced from 5 exons. Bases 112 to 864 code for a protein of 250 amino acids. NCBI's taxonomy places the organism in Eukaryota, Fungi, Basidiomycota, Exobasidiomycetes, Ceraceosorales, Ceraceosoraceae. Gene Ontology annotation, biological process: mitochondrial respiratory chain complex I assembly; aerobic respiration; electron transport coupled proton transport. Gene Ontology annotation, molecular function: quinone binding; 4 iron, 4 sulfur cluster binding; NADH dehydrogenase (ubiquinone) activity.
UGAUGAGCGGAUUCGAGCCCCUUUAGAUGCGCAUUCGCGUCCACCAUCGACCACGAUCGCCAUCCGCUCCUCGCGCUCGCACUUUCGGACCUCACACACCGUCAUCAUAUCAUGGUCGCCUCUCGCAAUAUGAUCUCUGUAGGGCGUUCAGCUCUCCGUGCGCCCCUUGCCCCAGCAGCACGAGGUCUGCGCACUGCAGUGCCAGCGCCAGUGGCGACAGCUUCCAGCCGAUCUCAAGAGAAGUCUCCUGCCAAGUCUUCUCCUCAGCUGCCCAGCCUCGGUCGUUCCUUCGCCACAUCGAGCUGCGCCAAGGUGUACCAACCCGAUCCUCAAGCCAUGACGACUGUGGGCAACCAAGGCUCGAACCAGCUCUCCAUCGAAACGCCUCGCAACAAUGUCGAGUACGUCACCACCACUCUGGACAAGAUGGUCAACUGGGCUAGACAGGGCUCUAUGUGGCCCAUGACAUUUGGUCUGGCUUGCUGCGCUGUGGAGAUGAUGCACGUCGCCACUGCUCGUUACGAUCAGGAUCGUCUCGGUGUAGUGUUCCGCGCCAGUCCUCGUCAGUCCGACGUUAUGAUCGUUGCCGGCACUCUCACCAAUAAGAUGGCGCCCGCUUUGCGCAAAGUGUACGAUCAGAUGCCCGAGCCUCGAUGGGUCAUCAGCAUGGGAAGCUGCGCAAACGGAGGUGGCUACUACCACUACUCCUACAGUGUCGUUAGAGGCUGCGAUCGCAUUGUUCCCGUGGAUCUCUACGUGCCUGGCUGCCCUCCUACCGCCGAGGCGUUGUUGCACUCUUUCCUGGUGCUCAUGAGAAAGAUGAGAAGGGGACGCAAGGUUACGCGAUGGUACCGCUCCCUCUAAGCCGCGCAUUGAUUAGAUCAGUCCUCGACGCGCAUCAUACACCUGUAUUUUCUCAUUUCUGCGCUCUCGAAGUGAGGCAGUAAUUCUUCCGCACAUUUCGCGAUCAUUGGCGCAUCAGAUUGUCAACAGUGCCGCAGUGUUCAAAUUGCCGAGAAUUUGUGGUAUCAAGAGGAAGGAAAGGAGAGCAGGAACGGAGGCAAACAAGCGUGGACGCGGCGUGGUGCAAUUGUUGAGGUGUGGCAU